This is a messenger RNA of Aspergillus heteromorphus CBS 117.55, 2289 nucleotides long. Its product is annotated as T6SS phospholipase effector Tle1-like catalytic domain-containing protein. The coding region runs from base 242 to 2224 and encodes 660 amino acids. The record is from RefSeq and is a predicted model, not a curated record. The transcript is spliced from 2 exons. NCBI's taxonomy places the organism in Eukaryota, Fungi, Ascomycota, Eurotiomycetes, Eurotiales, Aspergillaceae.
UCUGCUCGGCCAAAAUGACCACAAAUCUUCAACAGCACCCUCGAGGAGCGACCUAGAUCGGCUAUUCAGCUCGUCUCUCCAGGAAACCAGUCGGUGCGUCGUCGUAGGCCGACCAACGCCACCGUCAGGGGCACCGUCCAGCGAUGGGUAUAAAGAAAGCGCGUCUGCGCCACGAUGACCGACCGACCAGACUGUCUCCCAAUUCACCAUAUCGUGCUUCAUCUCAUCGCCCUUCUGAGUCAUGACUGUCGACCCGAAGAAUUUCAACGCAUCCAGGGCCGAUGCGGGUGCUAAAUUGGACGAGCGCCCUCCCAGACGCUUGAUCGUCUGCUGCGAUGGCUCCUGGCAGUCUUCCAACCACGGCACCAAGAACAUUGCCUCCAACGUCGCCAAGCUGAGUCGCUCCAUCGCAAACUACGGUAAAAAUAAGGAGGGCGAUCUGAUCCAGCAGAUUGUCUUCUACGAUGCCGGCGUGGGGACUAGCAACAGUUCCGAAGGGGGCUUUGUCGAUAGCAUUCAUAAGCGUUGGGAGGGAGGGACGGGUCAAGGAUUAGAGGAGAACGUGUGCGAGGGAUACAACUUCAUCGUAAACAACUGGCUUCCCGGGGACGAGAUCUACAUUUUUGGCUUCUCGCGUGGCGCUUACACCGCCCGCGCGUUGGCUGGAAUGAUCUGCAACAUGGGCAUCUGCUUCCCCGAUAUGAUGGAUGACUGGUGGGCAGUGUAUGAGCUGUACAAGAACCGGAAGAAGAAGGAGGCCGAGGAAAAAGCGAAGGAAGCCGAGAGAAAAAAGAAAAAGCCCACGAACGAGUUGAAGGCUCAGGUCCACUCAAUGGUAACGUCCGGCGGGUUUGCCCUACCCGGUAUGGAGUUCAUGGACCGUUUCCAAAAGAAUGUUCACAUCGAAGUCGUCGGGGUGUUUGACACUGUGGCUGCUCUGGGCCUGCCGAACAACACCACGAUCGACGUCAAGAAAAGGAACGAGGCUUAUUACGGCUUUCAUGACGCCGACGUCCACCCACAGAUCAAGUACGCCUUCCAUGCCCUCGCUCUCGACGAGUACCGCAAGGCCUUCGAGCCCACCAUGUGGCAUCUCCCGGACGACAACAAAAACACCGAACUGUAUCAGUGCUGGUUCCCGGGUUACCACAUCAACGUUGGCGGCGGCAGCGAAAACACCCAAAACCACUACGGAGACCUUGAGGCCAUGGCUAACCUGUCCCUCGCGUGGAUGAUCGACCAGGUGCGCCAUAACACGCCCCUAGCGUUUGAGGAUUACGCCCUGGUGAGGCUGUACCAAAACUACAUGUGCACGAUCCUGGAUCUCUCGCGGCGCUCCUUCAGCAAGGGCGAUUCCUGGUGCCGAUACAGCUACGGCGAGAGUGCAACUCAGGCUGCCAGUGGCGUGGCGGACCCCGAUAAUCUCACUGCCUACGGCGGCUGCGGUCUGGGAUACCGCCCGGAUAGUAUGACCUGGAAGAUGAGGGCGUCUGGCUGCCAUGUUCGGACUCCGGGGCAGUAUGAGCCGGAUAAUCUGGACGAGCGGGGCUCCAAGAAACCGAGGUCCAGAACGCAUGAGUACAUUCAUCCGGUCGUGGCGUAUGCAAUGAGCAAAGCCUAUGUCGAUGCGCACGGCGAGACGGUGCUGAAGUACGAACCGAGCGCGUUGGCCGGAUUCAAACGUGUGAAGAACCCGAUAGACCCCUACGACUCGAGGCCCAUCCCGGAAGGUAUCUACUGGGCCAAGGAGGUCGAUGCAGGCCACACGGAGCAGACCUAUGUGAAGCAGGGACUGGAAUACGCCAAGUCGUUCAUCUGGACGCCUCCUAAACCGGUCAAGAAGAUGAUCUACAUCGAGGAAAUGCCGCUGUUCCCUGAUGCCAUAGACAAUCCCACGAAUGAGAGGGAUUACAUGCGUGCCGACUGGUUGGCAAUGUGGGCGCCGAGACACGGAUUCGCCGCCGAUGUCAAUAAGGAUAUAGCCAAUUAUUUGGACAAGACCCCAAAGACUUAUGUCUUCACGGACCGCGAGUUAUAUCUGCUGGAACUUCUUCUGCACGCUAGCAAGAGAGUAAAUGGCAGUAUCUGGAAGGAGAAGUCGCUGGUUUACGCCCUGCGUGCGAGACCCUCCCCGGGGUAUGAGACGGAGAAAUCCGAACGGAUGCAGGCGACGGGUGAGCGCACGAGGCAGUUUUUGCAGGAUCUGGAUGAGAAGAAGAUCUGAGGAAUGGCAGAAUGGGAAAUGGAUUUAGCGUUUUAGCAUCUUGUGAUAUAGUUUGUCAAUUUAGG